Danio rerio (zebrafish) is the source of this 1781-nucleotide messenger RNA. The record is from RefSeq and is a predicted model, not a curated record. Lineage: Eukaryota; Metazoa; Chordata; Actinopteri; Cypriniformes; Danionidae.
CUGUACCAAGUGAGUAGUUGACUCUGAUAAAGAGGAUGCGACCAUCACCAGAGAAUUCAUCAUCAAUAAAGACUGCAAUCAAUCAAACCUUCAGUUACCGAAGGAGAUGGAUAACAACAAAAUCCCCAACUGUUGCUGAAAUCUUCAAGGAAUAUCCUAGAUUUCUUGACAUGCCAGCUUUGAUGGACAUUGAAUUUUCCAAGCUCACCGAUGGGAAAGAAGACUUGUUUAUCCGGAAAUGGGAAGGGACGAUAAUUCCAAGACUCAAGGAAAUAGCAUCCUUGGAGAAGAAAAAUGACAUCAGACACUUACUGGAGAAGGCUGAGAAUCAGCAUGAUGAUGAACUGUGUUACACUAUGUUGAAGAUCCUUAUUCAUCUUCUUCCACCCACUGCAUCUGGGAGAAGUUUUGCUGGGAGUAAAUGCUGUGUGACUUCUGCUGUGUCCUACCUGUUGGAGCAAGUGCCGGCUGGUACCAACGUUACAUCUUUGCUCGCUGAAUCCAUGAAUGGGACCCUGAAGUCAGCUCAGCCGCAGUUGGUUUCCAUCGGUUCUCUAGGACAUGGAUCCCAGAACGUAAUUGUGGCAAAGAAUGACUCUUUUGCUCUUCCACUUGAUGUUGAAAGCCUGACCUGUGCUGUAGACAGACUUUUCAAAUUCUACUGGCUGUGCAACCUUCAGUAUCCAUGCCAACUGUCUUCUGUUUUUUCUUUUUUUGAGUAUAUAUAUGACCUGUCUUUGUCCCAGUCAUCUUGCAAACGAUCAAAGGUCAUGGAAUUGAUUGCUAAGGUGCAGUCUCGUACCUAAUUGAAAUAAGCAUGUACACCUGUCCAAAGUGUCUUCAAAAUGAUUUUGUUGAAACAAAGGGGUUAAUUUGGCAUUUAAGGGAAGUGCAUGCACUCUCUGAUAGUUACAACCUAACUUUAAUUUGUAGUCAAAAUGGUUGCCCAAGAACUUAUCAUAAUUUCAAUUCCUUUUUAAAACAUCUGAACAGAGAUCAUUUUAAAACGAAUUCAGGCCCUUCUGACGAGUCAGGACAUACAAAGAACUUAGAUAUAUCCUAUCAAAUUGAUGAAAGCAGAAUAAAUAAUUUUGAGGAUAAUGUCCAAAUGUCUAAAACAGAGCUAGUUCCUCAGAGCAGUUUAAACCUAAAAGACUUUUGCUUUUGCUGCCAGCAUGUAUGCCUCUUCUAAUGUAACUUAUACUGAUGUUCAAAAAAGUAUAACCUGCACAAAAGAAGUUAUUGAUCGUACCUUAGGUCAUUUGCAAGAAAAGACUAAUACUUUACUUAAGAACUUGGCAGUUCCGCUAGAUAGUGCUGAAGUUCAAACACUUGUGAAGGAUUUCGACAAUGCUAGAAACAUGUUUGGCGACAUAGAUACUACAUUUAAACUAACUAAGUACUUUUCUGACAAUUUUUCCUUUGAAAAACCAACAGAAGUGUUUCUUGGUCACAGAUUAGAUUGUCUUAGAAAGAAUGGGGGGAAAAGCCAGGUGCUUGUGCCUGUCACAUGUCAGUACAUCUCAAUAAUUAACACAAUUAAAUUUUUAUUUAGUUGUGACAAAAUGCAGAAUAUGUAUAUGCAGUCUUGCGGUGAACGAGAUACAAUGCAUGAUUAUUGUGAUGGUGCUUAAUAUUCUAAACAUCCUCUUUACCGAAACCAUCCAAAUGCAUUACAAAUUCAGUUAUACUUCGAUGAUUUGGAAACAACUAAUCCUCUUGGAUCUAAAACAAAGAUUCAUAAAAUGGGGGCUGUUUGCUUUACGAAAUGUGCCGUCAGA